GGAAAGCUUCGAUUUCAGACAUCCCAAUAUCUUGAACAACUACAACUACUUUCUUUGACUAAUAUAUACAUAGUAUAUAUAUGUGUCACAAUUUACAACUAUAUUAGGAUGGAAGUAGUUUGUAUAUUUUUAUCAAAAAAAGAAAAAAAGUAGUGUGUAUAUAUAUAUAUACCUCUUAAGUGUGUCUCUCCACCAAACCCAUUCCAUCUUAUUUGGCACUAAUUGCGCUGUUAUAAAAAUAGUAUAUAUAUAAAUUCUUUUUUUCUUUCUUUAUUUUGGUUGAACGAAUCAUCUGGACAACUCAGAAAACAAGAGUUGUUUAAUGGACAAGCUCAGGCAAUCCCUCAGAUCACAAGCUGAACUUCUGAUCAGCAAAACGACCAAAAGAUCACCUACUUGUUUUGCACCAAAACCACCAUCACAUGGCCCAAUCCGUCGAUUCCGGCGACCGUGGAGACGUGGUCCUCAAAAUCAACGGCAAAGAAGUUCCCAGAGAGACUAAAUAUGAUCACCACCUCACAUCAAAGUCACCGUCCAAUAGUACUAAUGGCGGCCACAAGAGUGCUAACAAGAAAUGCAGAGACUCUAGCUACGGUUUCGAUUUCGUUGCCAAUUCUUCUUCACCUUCCUCAAAAUCACAAUGUUCGCCUUCCUUGUCCAGAAUUGGUGAGAGUCCAAGUUUCGCCCAAGUCUCCCCCAAAGGGGUUAGGGUUUCGUUCAAUGAAGUCACCCACACCGAACGACGCUCCAAUGGCAGCGGAAGAGAAGGAGAAGACGAGUGUGUUAUGGGCAAUAAUAGUUCAAACUCCUCAUUUCGGCAAAAAUCGAGCUUGUUGAGGACGAAAUCGAAGUCGAGGCUGAUGGACCCACCAGAGGAAGAUCAGAGGUCUCAGAGAGCAGUACUGUUGGGGAAAGGUAGUCCUGAAGUUGAUGAAGAUGACCCUUUCUUGGAUGAUCAAGAUUUGCCUGAAGAGUACAAAAAGUUGAUGAAUUUCAGUACACUGACUGUGCUUCAGUUGGUAAGUUUGAUUUUGAUUAUAGCAGCCUUGAUUUGUAGCCUUUUAAUUCCGAAAUUCAGGAGGGUAACACUGUUCGAACUUCAUCUGUGGAAGUGGGAGCUGAUGGUGUUGGUUUUGAUCUGUGGUCGAUUGGUGUCUGGCUGGGGGAUUAGGGUGGUUGUUUUCUUUAUUGAGCGCAAUUUCCUAUUGCGGAAAAGGGUUCUUUAUUUUGUGUAUGGGUUGAAGAAUGCUGUCCAGAAUUGUAUUUGGUUGGCCUUGGUUUUGAUAGCUUGGUACUGUAUUUUCAACAAAAAGGUUGAGAGGGUGACUGAUGGACAAGUCUUGCCAUAUGUGACCAAGAUUUGGGUGUGUCUUUUGGUGGGUACCUUGAUUUGGCUCCUCAAAACGUUGCUGGUCAAGGUUCUUGCUUCGUCUUUCCAUGUGAGCACGUUUUUCGAUCGGAUUCAGGAGUCUUUGUUUAAUCAGUAUGUGAUCGAGACGCUCUCUGGUGCUCCGUUGAUCGAAAUUCAGCAGGAACAGGAGGAGGAGGAGAGGGUCAUGGCUGAAGUUCAGGAGUUUCAAAAUGCAGGUGCUACAAUGCCUGCUGACCUCAGGGAUAAUGUUUUUUCGAGGAUUGGGAAUGUGAUAGGGAGUGGAAGACACCAAAAGAGCCCCAGGUCUGAGAAGAGUCCCAGGAUUUCUAGUAUUAUGUCCAAUAAGCAAGAUGAAAGGAUCACAAUUGACCACUUGCACAGGCUGAAUCAGAAGAACAUUUCAGCUUGGAAUAUGAAGAGGUUGAUGAAUAUAGUUCGGAAGGGGGUCCUAUCGACUUUGGAUGAGAGCAUAAAAGAUUCAAAUGGUGAGGAUGAGUCUUCAGUGGAGAUCACAAGUGAAUUCCAGGCGAAAGCUGCAGCGAAGAAGAUAUUCUGCAAUGUGGCUAAGCCAGGGUCCAAAUCAAUCUACCUUGAGGAUCUGAUGCGCUUUUUGAGAGAGGAUGAAGCCUUGAAGACCAUGUGUCUGUUCGAAGGAGCAAGUGAAAGCAGGGGAAUCAGCAAGCAAGCUCUUAAGAAUUGGGUGGUUAAUGUAUUCCGAGAACGGAGAGCCCUUGCAUUGUCUCUCAAUGAUACAAAAACAGCUGUAAACAAACUCCAUCAUAUGUUGAAUGUCGUCGUAGCAAUCAUCACAGUGGUUAUCUGGCUUCUUAUACUUGAAGUUACAACUACCCAUUUCUUUAUCUUUUUAAGCUCCCAACUUCUUCUGGUGGUGUUCAUAUUUGGAAACACAUGCAAGACAACAUUCGAGGCAAUCAUUUUCUUAUUUGUAAUGCACCCAUUUGAUGUAGGAGAUCGUUGUGAACUGGAAGGAGUUCAGAUGGUAGUUGAGGAGAUGAAUAUAUUAACUACAGUUUUCUUGAGGUACGAUAAUCAGAAGAUUAUAUAUCCAAACAGUGUUCUAGCUACCAUGCCCAUCAGUAAUUACUACCGUAGUCCAGAUAUGGGAGAUGCAAUUGAUUUCUGUAUCCACAUUUCAACUCCAAUGGAAAAGAUUAGCACGAUGAAAGAGAGGAUAACAGGAUAUAUCGAAAACAAGAGUGAUCACUGGUACCCAGCUCCGAUGAUAGUUAUGAGGGACGUGGAGGACAUGAACAGGCUAAAAUUCUCGGUUUGGCUUUCCCACCGGAUGAAUCACCAGGACAUGGGUGAGAGGUGGGUUCGGAGAGCUGCUCUGGUCGAGGAGAUGGUCAAAGUGUUCAGGGAGCUCGAUAUCCAGUACCGGAUGCUGCCCCUAGACGUGAAUGUGCACAAUAUGCCAGUUUUGACAUCAAACAGAGUUCCCUCUACCUGGACAACAUGUGCCAGUUGAUCACAUAUCGAGUAUCAUAAGCUGCUUCUAAAAUAUGCACUAAUGGCAUUGUACAAUUGCCUACUGCUCCAGAAGGGACUCAAGUAUCAGGAGAGGUAUGAGUUUAACUAAAACAAUUGCGGGAUUUAAAUAGUAGGAUCUGAGUGUACUUGGGCCCCACCUAAGUGCAUCCAAGGAAUCUCGUUCUGUUCCCUUUCGGUAAUCUAUCUACGGAGUAUUACUUUUUCUAUUUUAUGUAACAUAAAUAAAAUGUAGUGCAA
Cornus florida is the source of this 3121-nucleotide messenger RNA. RefSeq names its product mechanosensitive ion channel protein 6-like. Gene Ontology annotation, cellular component: plasma membrane. The transcript is spliced from 5 exons. Bases 423 to 2861 code for a protein of 812 amino acids. Lineage: Eukaryota; Viridiplantae; Streptophyta; Magnoliopsida; Cornales; Cornaceae. Gene Ontology annotation, biological process: monoatomic anion transport; transmembrane transport. The record is from RefSeq and is a predicted model, not a curated record. Gene Ontology annotation, molecular function: mechanosensitive monoatomic ion channel activity.